AUCUAUAUGCGCACUCUCCUUAGGCUCUCCCGCUUCUAAAAGGAAUCUCAUCGUACUUUCCCCAUAUCCAACCGUAGAUCUCCAUUUCUUCUCCCUCUCUCCCCAUUUCUCUUUUUAAACUUCUCCCUCAUCUUCCACAAAUUAAGCUUCACAAGAACUCUCGCAAGCAUGUUCAAAUCUCCAGAACUCCCUGAUUGUUUCUAUCAUAACCACCCAGCUCUAAUCUCCCCUUCUAUCCCCACCCCCAACCAUUCUCUAUAUCUCUCCAACCUUGAUGAUCAAAAGUUCCUUAGAUUCUCCAUUAAAUAUCUCUACCUUUUUAAAAAAUCUGUGAGCUCAGAUAUCUUGAAAUAUUCACUCUCUAAAGUUCUUGCCGACUACUACCCAUUAGCCGGGAGGUUGAGAACUUCCAAAGAAGAAGAUCAGAAGCUUGAGAUAGAUUGCAAUGGAGAAGGUGCGGUCUUUGCUGAAGCUUUCAUGGAUAUCACAGCUGAACAGUUUCUUGAAAUUUCUAGGAAACCAAACAGGUCUUGGAGAAAGCUUUUGUAUAGAGUGGAAGCCCAGAGCUUCUUGGACAUUCCUCCUCUUGUUGUUCAGGUAACAAAUCUACGAUGUGGAGGAAUGAUACUAAGCACCGGAGUUAAUCACUGUGUAUGUGACGGUAUAGGCACUUCCCAAUUCUUACAAGCAUGGGCCCACAUCACCACAAAACCGAAUCAUGAUCUCCCAGUCACGCCAUUUCACUUCCGAUAUGUAUUAAAACCUCGAAAUCCCCCGCAUGUAACCUUCACACAUCCUAGUUAUGUCAGACACGAUGACACUGAACUACAACCAUCCGUGGGUCUUAACCACUAUUUGCAAUCUCAGCCGUUGGUGCCCAUCUCCUUAACUUUCACCGCGUCUCAUAUCCUCCACCUCAAGAGGCAGUGUAUUCCCUCGCUCAAGUGCACCACCUUUGAAACACUAGCCGCGCACACGUGGCAGUGUUGGGUUAGAUCACUGGACUUGCAAUCUUCUCUCAAUGUCAAGCUCCUUUUCUCGGUUAAUGUCAGGAAAAAGUUAAUCCCAGAAAUGCCACCAGGAUAUUAUGGGAAUGGAUUCGUACUGGGGUGUGCUCAGACCUACGUUAAGGAUUUAAUCUCUAGUAAUUUGCAUCAUGGGAUAAAGUUAGUUCAACAUGCUAAAUCAUGUUUAAAUGAUGAUUAUGUGAGGUCAAUGAUUGAUUUGUUGGAGGAUAAAACAGUAAAAACAGAUCUUUCAGCAAGCUUUGUUAUUUCUCAGUGGUCAAAAUUAGGAUUAGAGGAUUUGGAAUUUGGAGAAGGGAAGCCAUUGCAUAUGGGUUCUUUGACUAGUGAUAUUUACUGCUUGUUUUUGCCGGUUAUCGGUGAUACUGAAGCGGUCACCGUGCUCGUAUCAUUACCGGAAAGUGCAGCUGUGAAGUUUGAGUAUUAUAUGAAGGAGGAUUUUUGGGAUAAAGAAGCCAAUGGAAAUGGGUAUCAUUUAGAAGAAAAUGGAUUCAUUUGAUUAAUCACGCCAUAUAUAGUUGUGUUUUUUUUUUUUCACCUUAAAAAUCAUUCUACCUAAUAAGUAAGAAAAAGCUUAUAUGGAUAUGAUGAGAUGAACUUAAUGUGUUGUCUUUUGUAAAAGUGAAAUUUGACCAAUUUCUAGAACUUCCUCAGCUUUUGUGCAUUCA
This is a messenger RNA of Manihot esculenta (cassava), 1693 nucleotides long. Its product is annotated as alcohol acyltransferase 9. The coding region runs from base 169 to 1524 and encodes 451 amino acids. The record is from RefSeq and is a predicted model, not a curated record. Lineage: Eukaryota; Viridiplantae; Streptophyta; Magnoliopsida; Malpighiales; Euphorbiaceae. The transcript is spliced from 2 exons. Gene Ontology annotation, molecular function: acyltransferase activity, transferring groups other than amino-acyl groups.